Molecule: messenger RNA, 315 nt
Organism: Cylicocyclus nassatus
Lineage: Eukaryota; Metazoa; Nematoda; Chromadorea; Rhabditida; Strongylidae
Source: the annotation of a GenBank genome assembly
GAAUGUAUGUCACAUAUCUUGCAUUGGUUCUUCUCGAAAUCCUUGUUUGUGUCAUGGAUUGCACGGACGAUCAUCUACAAUGGAGGAACCCUAGCGGACUUUUUCGGUGGGAAUGCGAUCAUGCAAACUUCGCCUCUUUGAAAUAUCCACUUUAUCUGGGAACAGGGCGCGCGCGUUGGUUUGGAUUUUUGGAAACGAAGUCCCGAUGAGUUGUCAAAAUUUCAGGAAUGCUCAAUGUGUCGAAAACCUCCUAGGCCAACCAGAUCUGUGGCCUCAACAAUCUGGCGAUGCAUGUUUCGCCACAUAGUUCAAAGG